AAAACCCCAAACAGCAAGCAAUGCAGCUUGUUCUCUCUCUCUCCCUCCCUCUCUUUCUCACACAGAGAGACAGAGGGUGGAUAGUGAAGCCCAUUGUGUUAGUGAGAUGUUUAUUAAUGAGAGAGGGAUAGAAAGGGAGGCAGAGCAGCUAUAGAAGGGGCUAAUCGCUAAUCUCAUAGUGCACUGAAAGCCAAGGCACCCAGGCUGUUCUGUUAGCUCCUCCACUAGCUGAAGAAGAAACACAGGACAGAGAGACUGAGGGAGACACAAGUUGUCUUCGGCAGAGGCCAUAAGGGCUGUGUGAGUGUGUGUCUGUGAAAUUCUUCACAUUGGUUGGAGCUGUAUGGAGGGUGUGUGUGUGUGUGGUGUUUUGUUGCUGAGGUUUAAGCUGGUGCGUAUGUGUGAAGGGCGUGUUGUUAGUGGUCAAUCCAUGUGUUAAGGAUUUGACAAGGUGGGUUAUGGAUAUGUGUGUUUCUGUGUUAAGAAAUGAACCGUCUUUAGUUAGUGUUGUCAGUGGCACUACAGGCUUGUUUGAGGCUCUGAGCGGUUGUGUAGAUUUACGACAGGACUGAUUUGUAUGCAAGACUAGAGCACAUUUUUUUUGUCUUGUCAUUGGAACUUAAUUUUAUAUAGCCUAGCCUAUGUGUUCCAGCGUAUCAGUGUGUGUUUUUGCGCGAGAAUUUGCUUCUGUGUGUGAGAGACUAGCUGUGUGCUUGAGUGUGUGUGAGCCGGUGUGUGUGUGUGUACCCACCAUGCCCCUGCCUGUGCCCGAUGUCCCGGCCUCUCGGAGGCUGACACUGGACUGUCGUUUCCUCCUGGAUCAUCGCGUUGGCAGGGGGGUGUGUGGUUGCUGUGGGGCUCUGAGGCCCCGCUACAAGAGACUGGUGGACAACAUUUUCCCAGAGGAUCCAGAGGACGGGUUGGUGAAGGCUAACAUGGAGAAGUUGACGUUCUAUGCCCUGUCAGCUCCAGAGAAGCUGGACCGUAUCGGGGCCUACCUGUCAGAGAGGCUCUCCAGGGACGUGGCUAGGCACCGCUACGGGUAUGUGUGUAUAGCUAUGGAGGCUCUGGAUCAGUUGCUGAUGGCGUGCCACUGUCAGAGCAUCAACCUGUUUGUGGAGAGUUUCCUUAAGAUGGUCCGUAAACUGCUGGAGGCCGACAAACCCAACCUACAGAUCCUGGGAACCAACUCUUUUGUGAAGUUUGCCAACAUUGAGGAGGACACUGCUUCUUAUCAUCGCAGCUAUGACUUCUUUGUUUCGCGCUUCAGCGAGAUGUGUCACUCCAGCUACGAGGACCCAGACAUCCGCACCAAGAUCCGUAUGGCUGGGAUAAAUGGUCUGCAGGGGGUUGUGAGGAAGACGGUGAAUGAUGACCUCCAGUCUAACAUCUGGGACCCCCAGCACAUGGACAAGAUCGUCCCCUCACUGCUCUUCAACCUGCAGAGUGGAGAGGGCACUGAGAGCCGCUCCCCCUCUCCCCUGCAGGCGUCGGAGAAAGAGAAGGAGAGUCCGGCAGAGCUGACGGAGCGCUGCUUCAGAGAGCUGCUGGGACGGGCCGCCUACGGCAACAUCAAGAACGCUGUCACACCAGUACUCAUGCACUUAGAUAACCACUCUCUGUGGGAGGGGAAGACCUUUGCAGUCCGCUGCUUUAAGAUCAUCAUGUACUCUAUCCAGUCGCAGCACUCUCACCUGGUCAUCCAGCAGCUGCUAGGUCACCUGGAUGCCAACAGUAAGAAUUCAGCCACAGUGCGUGCUGGGAUAGUGGAAGUCCUCCUGGAGGCUGCAGCCAUUGCUUCCAGCGGCUCUGUAGGCCCCACUGUGUUGGAGGUGUUUAACACUCUGCUAAGGCAGCUGCGUCUCAGUGUGGACUACGAGCUGACCGGCUCCUACGACGCCAGCGGAAACAUUGGCAUCAAGAUCAUCAAAACACAUGAGGAGAGACAGCUACAGGAAGCCGUCAUCAGGACUAUUGGGUCGUUUGCGAACACCCUCCCUACAUACCAGCGCUCCGAGGUCAUGCUCUUCAUCAUGGGCAAGAUUCCUGUACCAGGGGUACACCCCGCACUCACAAACGCAGGCUCAGGGGGUUGUGAAGGGACCAGGAUGAUCCAGAUCAUGCUGCUGAAGUCACUGGUUCAGGUGACGACAGGGUUCCAGACCACCAACAUGCUGACGGCGCUGCCCAACUCAUUCCUGGAGCCGCUGCUGUCCUUCUCUCUGAUGGAGGACCCGGAGGUCAGACUGCUGGUGCUCACCAUCCUCCUCAGUGUUAUAGACAGACACGACAACACACCCAAGUUCUCCAGCAUCAGCAUUAUAUCAGAUAUCUCUGUUCUCAAACUGAAAGUGGAUAAGUGCUCUCGACAGGACAACCUUUUCAUGAAAAAGCAUGCACAGCAGUUGUACCGCCACAUCUACUUGGCGUGUAAGGAGCAGAGCAGUGGUCCACAGCACUUUGAGACGCUCUACACCCUGCUGGCCCUCAUCAGCAUGGAACUGGCCAACGAAGAGGUGGUGGUGGACCUCAUCAGACUGGCCCUGGCCCUGCAGGAGCUGGCUCAAACCAACGAGGAGUCUCUGUCAGUUUAUAACCGCUGUGCUGUCCAUGCCCUCUCUGCUGCCUACCUCAACCUCAUCUGUCAACUCACCACCGUCCCCACCUUCUGUCAGCACAUACACGAGGUGAUUGAGAUGAGACAGAAGGAGGUACCCUUCCUUCUCCCUGAGGACGUCUUCAUAGAAAACCCCAAACUCCCUGCCUCUCUGGAGAAGUUGGAGGGAGAUGUUCUGUUCCAGCAGUCUAAGAUCACAGAAGUCUUGGGGGGCAGCGGCUACAACACAGACAGGCUGGCCACACCCUACAUCCCUCAGUUCACAGACGAGGACCGUCUGUCCAAGAGGAAGAGCAUUGGAGAGACCAUCUCACUACAGGUGGAGGUGGAGUCAAGGAACAGCCCAGAGAAAGAGGAGAGGACUCCAGCAGAGGAGAUCACAUUUGAAACUCUGAAAAACGCCAUUGUGGACAGUGUGGGGAUGGAGGAGCAGGAGAGAGAGCGCAGGAGGCAGGUGGUGGAGAAGUUCCAGAAGGCCCCCUUCGAGGAGAUAGCUGCCCACUGCGGUGCCAGGGCCACGUUGCUGCAGAGCAAACUCAAUCAGAUCUUUGAGAUCACAAUCCGACCCCCUCCCAGCCCGUCUGGCACCAUCUCAUCAGGCUACGGCCAGACCCAGAGCCGCUCGGUGCCCGUCUACGAGAUGAAGUUCCCUGACCUCUGUGUCUACUAGUCCUAAAGGUCAGGGGUCACCCUAGGAGGAGAGGGGAACAGGGGGUGUUGAGCUACAGCAGCCCUCUGUGUUAAAACAACUACAGACACUGUGACCUGCUCCCCAUUCUCAUCCUGUCAAGAGCUACUGACAUGACUGACCAUGUGUUUUUUGCACUGUGAUCGCAGACUAAACAAAGACAACCAAAAAGGCAGCAGUGUGAGAUAUCGACCCUUCAGCCUUUGCUCGGCCCCUCCCCCCAUCCUAAAAAUUCCCAUAUGACUGUCACCGGCUUGGGUUAGACUGUAGCCAGAAAGACCGUGGAGAAGAACAAUGGAUGGACUGAGGAUGGAUAGAACAGGGAGGAGAGAACAUGGUGAUCCCCAGUUUGAACCUUCUUUUCCCCCUGAUUAACUUACUGCAUGCCCACCACUCUAAACACCACCCUUGAUCCCAUUACUAGUGUCUAGUCGUUGUCCUAGUUUAUCCCUCACCGGAUGCAUUACUACCCAAAGUGCACCAACAACAAAAUGGCUAAUUGCCAAAUGUAACAAAAUCAAAUGUUCUCAUUAGUUUUAUUGUAUUGCAAUUAUUUUGUUUUUCAGUACUGGAAAGGGACAACGUUAAAUACCUGACAAUGGAAGCUGUAAUGAAAAAUGUAUGGAAUCUAGUGUUUUAGUUUUCAGUGGGAUGACUACUUCUGAAACACUAUCCCCACUCCCUGCUCAGACCAUUCAGUUCUAAGUCAACGGUGCAUUGUGUUUGCUUGGUGCUUUUCAUGUCUUUUUAGGUUUUUAUUUGAAGUCUCUGGGGUGAGAACGCCAGAGUAUUUUUUUGUGUCGCUGCGUGUUAGCCGGGUGUGCUUUUGAUGCUGACCCGAAUGAUCUUCAUUUUGUAUUUUUUACCCCCUUGCUUUUUAAAUGUUGUAUAUUGUAAUCCAUGAUUUGACCGCAAAGGUUAAAGUGUGUGACGUGUGUGCUGUCCUCCGAAAUGUGAGAGUGCCCUACAGAUGACAGCAGAACUAGAUUCAACCAGUCCAACCGUUCAUAAAACCAGUCAUAGCUUUCCCACUAAGGAUCUGAAGAGUGUACAGUUAUGUUUACAUGCUCAAACACAAGCAUAUGGGUCGUUCCAUCAAUACGGUGCCUUUUGAGAUGUGAAACUUAUGAUUCCACCUCAUUUUAACAUUGUUGUAAAGAGUAAGAUAUACAAAUAAUACUAUAUAUAGUAAGUGCCUAUUAAGUGGCAAAUAAAGUAACAGGAUUGACGAUUUCAUUUUAAGUCAGCCACAAAUCCCAUUACAAGGGAAUUGUAAGCUUGUUGUGUGCAACAGGGAGGGGCAAUUGCAUGGAUUUGUUAAAACAUUUCUAGGCUGUCCAUAUGGGUCACAGGCUUGACGUGUUAUGCUUGACCCACUCAGUUUUCACCACAAAACACCAGAAAAUGGCCAAAAAGAGUGGAACCAGCUCACCUGCUCUUAUAUUACGAUUUGACUAUUAGAUGGUUAACAUUUCUUGAAGUUCUUGUUUUUUUUCAAAGGAAUAGUUUCACCAUAUUCAGUUCACAUAACAGGGUUAACCAUAACCAUAACAGGGUUAACCAUAACCGGGUUAACCAUAACCAUAACAGGGUUAAUCAUAAAAUGAGGAACAUGUUGUUUUUUACCUUAAAAUGAAUCACUAAUCACAUGAAAUAAAUGAUCAUCUUCAGAAAUGACUUUGUCAAAGCAACAAGGGCUUUGAUGGUGAAAAUUUGUGGGGUUAAGUAUGUUAAAAUCUUCCUGGAAGUCAGAGGGUGCAAGGAAGGACAUGUCAAAAUGCUGAAUGUUGGCACUUUAGCAAGUCUUUAUUCAUAUACAAAAAUCUGUAUUUAGUUCUCCAUAUGGUCUAUAAUAAAGGGCACUUCUUUGACUAUAACAGGCUUUUAAAAUUGAAUAUUGAUGCACAAUUUCAAAAGGUGCUCAUUUUGUUGAACGACCCAUAUAGACUAAUUAACCAACCCACAUUUAUUAUUUGUCAUAUACAGAUCUGCUAUCUUAAUUUUAUCUCUCGGUUGUCGCAGGAAAUGGUAAUUGUAGUGUAUUCAAGGUUUAAAAAGGCUUCUAAAGUUUGUAAUUUCCACUUAAAAAUGUGACUUGAUUUGACCUAACGAAAAAUGUAUCAUUCCCUACAAAAGUGUCCAAUAAUUAUAAUCUACAUAAUUCACAUUUCCUGUUGCUGUUGGAUUAUUUUCCUGCUGUGAGAAGCAGGGUCAAAUUAAGAUUGUGUACAUGUAGGGUUACAUUACAUAUCUAGCUAUAACCAUGAUGUAAAUUUAGUUAAUUUUGUUUGUGUAUAGAUCUAUAAAUAUACAUUUAGAUUGCACUGACUCGCCAUAGUUAAGGGAAAUAUCUACUAAUAUGUUUAAGAGUGUGUAUGUGUGUAUGUAUAUAUAUAUAUAUAUAUAUAUAAGAUAGCCCACUGAGAACUAACCAGCAUGGCAUCAAAUCAGGACGUACUGUGUCUGGAACAGGGAUGGCCUGUAAAGAGACUGCAAUAUUAUGUUUAGAGUUACUGCCAGACAGAGAGCAGUGGAGGAGAGUGAUGAAGAUCUAGGGAGUAGUUCCAUCAGACAUAUUAAAGUGCGAUUGCACUUCCUGAUGUAGCCUCAUUUUGAAGAUUGCUCAUUAAGAAAUUCCAGUGGCCAUGGCUGAAGUCAAAUGAGAGUUGUCUUAGGGGUGUGGAUUGAUGUGGGUGUGUUGUGUUCACUUAAUCGUACCCUGACAGGUACUGUUGUUUGUCCCUCCUGAGUCACUGUACAAUAACACAGCCACUUCUUCAAAAUAGUCCAAUUUUAAUUUAAGAUCAAUAAAAACAUCUGCAAUUAAUUUAGUUGUGCAAUUUUAGAUCUAGCUAAGGUGUUUGGUGCAGUAUAUCUCAAGUAAAUAAAUGUGCAUGAAAAACUAGUCUGCACUGCAUACAGUCUAUCGAGUCGGGAAAGUCUGGCUGCGCGCUCAGGACUGAUUUCUGAGAACAAUAACUUGUCUACAACUUCAUCAUCUGCAAGCUGUUUAUCAGUGCCCAAAAUCACUUUCCAGCUAAAUUACAACUCUGUUUGUCAAUGAAGCUAGCAAGUAGUAGCUAGAAGGCGUAUUGAGCACAACCAGGCCACAAUCAGCUUAUCAAGUCACUCAAAAUUGAGUUGCAGAUGGGAUACAAGUGCGAUAUAAGAUCUCAAUUCUCAUUUUGCCCCAAAAAAGUGGCAGCCUCGGGGGUUUGACACUUUCAAACACAUCCGCAUGUGGCCAGUCCUUAAAGGGCUUAGGGCCAAUGGUUAUUUCAACAUAACAUUGGUGACGGGUUGUCUUAUGUCAAUUGUAAUUGGCAGGUCUGUUUCACUGUCUGGAGGUUCUGGCUGCCAGUGGGCAUGAUCCUAAUCCAUACCCAACACUUCAGGAAGUCUUGACCUAUUCACUUCAUAAACUAGGUUUUAUCCUAUUUCACUUUGUAAUCAAUUUUGACACAAGAAUGAAUGUUUAUGACUCAUAUCGAUGCCACACAGGCCGUUUUAAAACCGAGACGUUAGAGAUCUAGUGUGUAGUUCCCUCCGACAUCUUAACGUCUGUAAUACACCAGAGAGAUGUUGCAGGAGGGAACGCAAGUUAGAAACAUACCCCCCUCCCUGUAAUCAUACUGCCAUUAUUAUCCUUUAUUACAACUAGAGUCAGUGUGUUUAGUCCAAUGAUAGUGCCACGUUAUUAUAUCAGAUCCUCCUCAUCCUUUCCCUACUGAUGACGUCAUCGUUAUGGUUGUUUGCCCUUUGUGAGUGGAGAGAGACGAGCCUGGACUGGACAGAUACUGGUCACAGAAGUAGCUUCUUAAGGAUGUCUCUGCCGGUGUGUCUGGGGCUCGUACUUUCAGCUCAUGCUCUUACAGAUUGUCGCAAAACAAAGUACAAUGGCAAUAAUUAUAAGUCUUAUGAUGGUUUGAGGUUUUCUGAACUAGCCAGAUCAGGCAGUCUAGAGUCCAGUUUAGCCACCUCCGAAACAGACUGGCCUUCCAGGCUGAAAUAGAAUAGCCCCAUCUGAAGAUGUUCUGUAUUUUAAUAAAUGACUUCUGUACCUGGACGGUGCUGUGACACCUUCUGUACCCGUGACAUGUGAGACUCCUUCCUUCCUGUGCUAGUGUAAACUGACUCUCAAACUGUGCUAGUGUAAACUGACUCUCAAACUGUGCUAGUGUAAACUGUGCUAGUGUAAACUGUACUCGUGUAAACUGGGUGUGCUCUAUAUGUGUCACUGUCAUAACCAAUUGAUGUCUGUCACUGACAAAAUGUCAUAUUGUGAUUAGUGUUAACUGCCCAUUAUGCAGUGUUCUGUAAGUUUGGUUCCUACUAUGUAUUGUCUCUGUCAAGUCAACCCAUGCCAGUAGUUUACCGGAUUGGCCAUUGACGUUUCAAUUUUUACAAGGUUCAUGUUUACUGAGUAACUUUGUCAUUGUGUGUGUUCGUCCGUGCAUUCGUGUGUGCAUUUGUGUGUGCUUGUCUAUUCAGUCAUCACCCCAGACCAAACUAAUGAUCAGACCCAGUUUACAACCCAGUCCAUUAACUCCUCUUCCUCCUUCUCAUGAAGAACAAUGUAAUCAGCAUCACGCAGCUCUCUAUCCUUCCAACGAAGCCAAUAACAAGUCACGGUAACAGAUGAACACUACAGUGUUUUUUUGGCGGAUAAUACUGUAGUAUUUACUAUAGUGUACUUCAAUAUUCUAUAUUAAGUACUACACAUGAUCGGGGGAUACUACAUUGUGUAGUAUAGUAACUACUGUAGUAUUCUAUAGUAAACUUGUGUUUUUCAUGUGGCUACCUUUCUUUUGAACUAAACAACAACAGUUCUGCUUGGUGUAAAUCUAAUGCUUAUUAGAUCUGUUCCACUUUUCUGUCCACUCAUCUCCUUUUCCUUGUAUAGUAAAUGUAGCUCUUUACAUUGUAGUGCUGUAGGUCAAACUAUCUAAUCUGUGAACUUUGCACUUUAAACUGGAUUCCCUAGUGACAGAGGCAGCUUGUACAUGGAGAAAAUGCCUUAUGAUGAGUGCUGGACCUGACUUUGCAUGCUAGUGAUGUAGCUACAUACAGUUCAAUGACCAUCUAGCUGAAUUUAUAUUUGUUACUGUUUCUUCCUGAUCAAAUUUCCAUGAAACAUUUAAUUUUGUCUUUGCCAAUUGCACUGAAGAUGUUCUGUUUCAAAGAAACCUUUUGCUGAAAUUAUAAGAAAAACACAUACUUUUUAGUUGAACUGUAUGUAGUAUGGCUGUUGUAGAAGUACCAAUGUCGUAAGAUGUAGACAUAUUGUCAAAUACAGUCAGACGCCCACACAGUUGGUGUACAUUUUAACAGACAGAGCUACGUAGUAGUAGAAAUCAGCUUAGUUCAUUGCCAAUUAGUAAAAGAAGAGACCGUCUUAGCAUUGGCAGUGACGUUGAGGGCUUCCACCAUUUGAAUGUAGUCAACUGGGUGGAACUUCCAAAUUCAGACAACCAUGAAGAAAAUUGACUACUUCAAAAUGGUGCUGCCCAUGCUGUCACAUACCCUACAAUGCCACAGAUAUAAAGAUAAGUCCUCUAUCUAUCUCUGAAUAAAGCUCAUCUCAGAAGUGAGACUGGACUGUGGUAGAAUGUCCCCCUGUGAUUUCACCUAGCUUUUCCAGGUGAAAUUGAAUUAUUUAUGUAUAAUAGGCUACAGUGUUUCAAACAGUCGUAGGUUUUUCCUUCACAAUACAACAGCAUGCGGUUGUGUGUGACUGAUUGUCAGACUAUAGGUGAGGUGUUCUCCCUCCCAUAGUGUGAUGGACUGCAGUAUGUGAUGUUUGUAUUGUUAUUAAAACACUACUGUGCAGCACUAACUGACUGACUGACUGUAUCCUCCUGAUCCUGAAUUUUUGUCCUGCUCAGCUGUUUUUUUUUCAUCCUGAUUGUCAUUUGAUUGGUUGUCAAAUAAAUUAACUUUACGAAUGUUGGCGUUGCCAAAA
Molecule: messenger RNA, 9267 nt
Organism: Oncorhynchus keta (chum salmon)
Lineage: Eukaryota; Metazoa; Chordata; Actinopteri; Salmoniformes; Salmonidae
Product: protein EFR3 homolog B
Exons: 23
Coding region: 642-3287 (881 amino acids)
Biological process (GO): protein localization to plasma membrane
Cellular component (GO): plasma membrane
Source: RefSeq, a predicted model, not a curated record